Molecule: messenger RNA, 720 nt
Organism: Orycteropus afer afer
Lineage: Eukaryota; Metazoa; Chordata; Mammalia; Tubulidentata; Orycteropodidae
Gene: BCAS2
Product: BCAS2 pre-mRNA processing factor
Biological process (GO): mRNA processing
Cellular component (GO): catalytic step 2 spliceosome; precatalytic spliceosome; Prp19 complex
Source: RefSeq, a predicted model, not a curated record
GCGCAGACUCAGGAAAUCCAAUCCAACCUAAAGGUUCGCGGUAUGGCGGGGACUGGUUUGGUGGCCGGAGAGGUUGUGGUGGAUGCGCUGCCCUAUUUUGAUCAAGGUUAUGAAGCGCCCGGUGUGCGGGAAGCGGCUGCGGCGCUGGUGGAGGAGGAAACUCGCCGAUACAGACCCACAAAGAACUAUCUGAGCUACCUGACAGCCCCAGAUUAUUCUGCUUUCGAGACCGACAUAAUGAGAAAUGAAUUUGACAGAUUGGCUGCUCGACAACCAAUUGAAUUGCUCAGUAUGAAACGAUAUGAGCUUCCAGCCCCUUCCUCGGGUCAGAAAAAUGAUAUUACUGCAUGGCAAGAAUGUGUAAACAAUUCUAUGGCCCAGUUAGAACACCAAGCGGUUCGAAUUGAGAACCUGGAACUAAUGUCACAGCAUGGAUGCAAUGCCUGGAAAGUAUAUAAUGAAAAUCUGGUUCAUAUGAUUGAGCAUGCUCAGAAAGAACUCCAGAAGUUAAGGAAGCAUAUUCAAGAUUUAAACUGGCAGCGAAAGAACAUGCAAUUAACAGCUGGAUCUAAAUUGAGAGAAAUGGAGUCAACUUGGGUAUCCCUAGUUAGUAAGAAUUAUGAGAUUGAACGGACUAUUGUACAACUAGAAAAUGAAAUCUAUCAAAUUAAGCAGCAACAUGGAGAAGCCAACAAAGAAAACAUUCGCCAAGACUUCUGA